Parascedosporium putredinis is the source of this 1326-nucleotide messenger RNA. The record is from the annotation of a GenBank genome assembly. Lineage: Eukaryota; Fungi; Ascomycota; Sordariomycetes; Microascales; Microascaceae.
AUGCUUCACGAAGCGGUUGGCCCCAACGCGCUCGCUCACAAAGAGCUCUCCGUCAGCGCUGUAACCUUUCUCUCAGUGCUUACCAUCCUCGUCAAAGUCUCCUGUAGCCAGUUGCCUUGGUACUUUCGCGCCUGGGCCGGCUGUUACCUCUUCGGCUGGCUUACGGUACAGGUGCUUCUCAUAAUGUUCCACUUUGGAGGGGACAUUCGUGAUUCGGACUUGGAGACACUAGUGCGAUACGGUCGCUGGUUGAGCAAGCUAGAGGAUUACGAUUCUCUACGCUGGGAGAUUGAUGACACCCGAGGCGGGCUCAAAUUUGUAAUUGGCAUUUUCCUCAUGGUUAUACCCAGGACUAUGGCUGCGGGCAUCGUCGGGUCAUCUCUCGUCAUGCUGAUAGUGGGGGCCAUUAUGGACGUCCUCCAUUCAAUCAAGAAUUCGGCCACCCUGAUUUCGAAGACCAAAACUCUGCCUAUCCUUCUUGGUUGGGUCGCUCUUAACCUAUUAUUUUGGUUCGGAUGGAUUAGCAGCUUUAUCAACUUCAUGGUUAGCCACGAGAGUCUCGACAAGGUACCUCUUUGGACUACAACUCGCCUCACCGAAGAGAGUAUAAUCGCCAUGUGCACUUUCAGGGCUAUCUCCGUGCUCUUCUGCGCGCUCCUUUGGCUGUUUGGCCCUCCGGCGAGUGGAGAAAAGCAACCAGAAUAUGAAGUCAAUAUCGCGGCAGCCUAUGCAAGCGUCAUAUGGUACCUUGACGAAAAGAACCAUAUUAUCAAGGCCUCCGGACCCUAUGAGGGCGGGGAGUAUGGCCGGUUCCAUAGUGACGACACGGGCUCCAAAUCCAGCUCGGGCCUCGCGACUGUACAAGUCGGGUCCGAAGACUCACGAUGCUUUUACAUCAACGAUACAAACCAUCUUAUCCAACAAGCCAACGACACCAACACCCCACUCGGGCCCAAAGUCGCAAAGGGCUCAAGUAUAUACGCCGUGGUCCCCGUCCAGUCAUCAGAUAUUCAUCUUUUCUAUCUCGCCGAAGAUCGAUCUCUUGCAUCCCUGACUUGGCAGGACGGAAAGUGGUCUGAAGUUCUGGAUGUACUGCCGAAUUUUGCUACGGAUCCUACAACCAGAUUUGCUGCGGCGGCCUGGUUAGGCCCCUGGUUUGUGCGCGUGUUUUCCAUCAAUAAGGACCGGUCUAUUACUGAGUGGACUCUCACCGACACUGGGUCUUCGGAGAAUACGACGGAUCGGAUACAGUUGACCAUCGAUGCUGUCGCGGCGGGCCAGCCGGUCGCAGCCUCCAGGAGUGUGGAGGAUAAUAUCAUUAUCUAG